GAGAUCGUCCCUGCGGCAGUCCUCGUUUUGUUUACCCGCGGCGACCAAUAGGGCUGUCUUUUGUAUUUUAGCAAAUAUCAAGAGAAGUGAUGAACGAAUGAACAACCAAGACAAGAGUGAGUGAAAAGGAGCAUUGGCAUAAAGAAGUCAGCUUGGCAAGUCAAUCCCAGACGGAGGAGUGUUGGCGGGUUAGCAGAAAUGUUUGUGGCCAAGAGUUUGAACGCCGAGCACAAGGAUCUUAUUCACGAUGUGGCCUUUGACUUCUAUGGGCGACGCAUGGCCACUUGUUCCAGUGACCAGAGCGUGAAGAUAUGGGACCUUAAUGAGGAUAGGGAGUGGGUGUGCACUGCCUCAUGGAAGACUCAUUGUGGGUCUGUGUGGAAGGUGACAUGGGCUCACCCAGAGUUUGGCCAAAUCAUUGCCACCUGCUCAUUUGACCGCACAGCAGCCAUUUGGGAGGAGAGUGUGAGUGAUUCUGGGCGUGGCAUCCACAGCACCUGGAUCAAGCGUGCAGGUUUAGUUGACUCACGUACUUCAGUAACAGACAUAAAAUUUGCUCCUAAGAUUCAAGGUUUGCAACUUGCCACGUGUUCAGCUGGAGGAGUGGUAAGGAUAUAUGAGGCACCUGAUGUGAUGAAUCUCAAUCAGUGGUCACCCCAAUAUGAAAUCAACUGUAAGCUGCAGUGUUCCUGCAUCUCAUGGAAUCCUUCACCCUCCCGGCUCCACGCACCACUAAUAGCUGUGGGAAGCGAUGAUCCCAAUACAUCUUCAGGACCAAAAGUGUUUAUCUACGAGUUCUCAGCCAACACACACAAGUGGAACCGUGUGGACAGCCUUGUGUCAAUAAGUGAUCCAGUGCAUGACUUGGCCUUUGCUCCAAACUUGGGCCGGUCCUAUCAUUUGUUGGGUAUUGCCACCAAGGAUGUGAGAGUAGUGACACUACGGCCUGUCAAGCAAGAGUCAGCACAGAGCCAGGGCAGUUCAAUGUCCUUUGAGGUGCGUCAGGCUGGUCAGUUUGAUGAUCACAACUCCACUGUCUGGCGAGUCUGCUGGAAUGCAACUGGAACUAUUUUGGCCUCCUCUGGGGAUGAUGGAUGUGUGCGCCUCUGGAAAGCAAACUACCUGGAUAUCUGGCGUUGCAUCUCAACUAUGCGUGGUGACACUGUAGAGAAUGUAGCUGAGGCUGACAGCUCUGGAGGCUCAACACAGCAGAUGGGGACAGCUUCCACUGGCCAGCACACUGCCAGAUAUUUCAAGCUUGCCCCUACUGCCCACCCAGCUCACUUACAAUGGCACUGAUGUGAUUCUAGUAUAGAUACACUCUCUCUCUCUCUCUCUCUCUCUCUCUCUCUCUCUCUCUCUCUCUCUCUCUCUCUCUCUCUCUCUCUCUCUCUCUCUCUCAAUUAGUUAACCUCAGCCUCUCUUGUUUUGAAAAUUUUGAAUUAUAGGAAAACAUUGUAGGCAUGGGCGUGACUUUUUAAUUACCAAAUAUUUCUGUGUCCAAUUGACAGCAUCUUCAAUGACUAUAAAAUUAUUAUUCAAUUAUAUAUCGUAUAGAGAAGCUGAGAUCAAGCAGUAUAUGACAACAAAUAAAAUAUUAUUUAUGGUUGGUUAAUUAGUCUUGAUAUGUUGUAAUGUUAAGAUGUGGGCUACAUUUCAUCUGGAAGUUGGAUUAUCAGUUAUUUUGUCACAUUUUAUUUUUUGUUUAUUUAUAUUUUUACUAUGUAAGUUUGUAAUUUAAAUAUUUGGUAAUUUGAAUAAUCACAUUCAUUCUUACAUCAACAUUGCUUUUCUACUGAACUUCAGUUCACAGACAACUAUUUUCUCUCCAUUUUAUAACUUUCAUAAGGCAUCAUAUUUUUAUAGUGAAUACCUGAAUGGCAUUAUGAACAAGAGUGAAAUGACUUAUAAGUGUAAAAAAUGAGAUUCUAGAUAUGAAAAAUCAUGCAUAAAUCUAUGAAAAAUUACUUUUAUGAUUAUCCUGUCACAGUUGCUCUGAGGCAUGAUUGAACAUUGAUUAUUGCAGUUUUACUGGAACAUUUUUCAGUAUUUUGACUGAAUUUUGUUAUACAAAUUAAAGUUGUCAAAACUA
Molecule: messenger RNA, 2092 nt
Organism: Portunus trituberculatus (swimming crab)
Lineage: Eukaryota; Metazoa; Arthropoda; Malacostraca; Decapoda; Portunidae
Gene: Nup44A
Product: nucleoporin SEH1-like
Exons: 7
Coding region: 199-1299 (366 amino acids)
Biological process (GO): cellular response to amino acid starvation; positive regulation of TORC1 signaling
Cellular component (GO): Seh1-associated complex; nuclear pore outer ring
Molecular function (GO): structural molecule activity; protein binding
Source: RefSeq, a predicted model, not a curated record